GUAAAGAUAAACAACACACCUUCCCUGUUCACAGGCAACAGCAUCAAUCACAUUGCAUAGUCAGACAUCAGUAGGAUUUUUCUGGUAUUUUAAUUUUUCCCUUUGAGCCUGUCAACGUUGCUGAAGAUGAGGGUGUUGAUGGUUUUACUGGCGUCCCUUGGGGCCUUUCAUUGUGUCCCUAGUACCACCCUUCCUCCGAUAUCAGCCAACACUCUCAAACGCCUGUCUCUGGAAGGGGAGAAGCUAGUGGAUCAGGAGGUCAGCAAGGCACUAUAUGGAAUCAAAGAAAUGAAGGAGGUGAUGGCCAGUAAUCAAGAGAAACAUGCAAACCUCAUGAAGUCUCUCAUGCACAGUGGGGAGAAGAAAAAAGGGGCAGCAGAGAUUGCACAGAAUGUAGAAAAGAAGCUGAAUGAAGCCGAGCAGCAGUGCAAAGAAUCUCUAAAGUCCUCCUGGGAGGAAUGUCGACCUUGUCUUGAGGACACUUGUAAAAACUUCUAUACGAACACCUGCCGCCGUGGAUUCUCCACCUUCACCAGUAAGCUACACAACUUCUUCCAAAGACUGAGCUCUCGCUUUGGCCCUCGUGAUGCUCAGGAUGAGGUAGCGUUGAAUCAGAGCGCAGAGAACCCUGACCUGGAGGUGGUGAGAAUCGAGGACUCCUUCAGCAACCUCCUCACUAAAGUGGGAACCCUGGUCAAUCGUAGUGCAGUGCUGGUCUCCCACUUUCACCAUGAGCUGGACCAGGCCCUACGCAGAGCCUUCAGUCCUGAGCGGGAAGACAAAGAGAGUGAGCUGGCUCUCAGGCCUGCCAAGAAAGCUCUGGAUUCUGCCUUUCUGGAGGGUGAGGGCCUGGACGAUGUGCUGGAGUCCUUCUUUGACUUUGGGAGAAAUGUGUUGGAGGAGUUUGGGGCCGUAAUCACACGAGCCUUCAGUAGCAUUCAUGAUGCUGUGGAGAAGACAGCGAAGGAGGAAGAGAAGAAACUCUUCCCUCAGUUUCUGCAGAACAGGAGACUGUGCAGAGAUCUGCGCAGACAGUCCUCAGAGUGCUGGCAGCUGCAGAGCAAGUGUGAGGCCUGUCAGGGAACCUUGUUUACUGAAUGCCCAAAUGUAAGAGAGCUGCACGUCGAGUUGGAUGAGGUCUCUCAGCUGUUGGAGGCGUCAAAGCAGGAGUAUGAGGAGGUGCUGGAAAUCGUGCAACAUCACACUAUAGACACCAUCAGCUGGCUCAGCAACAUGGCCUCCGACUUUGGUUGGGUGACUGAACUCGCCAAUAACAACACCACUCCCGAGAGCAUCUUCAGCAUUGCCACGGUGGUGGCACAGACGGAGGAGAGCAGCAACACUCCAGCAGCAGUCACUACAGUGGAAGUGAAUAUUCUAAACUCCCCCACUCUCACCCUGACUGUCCCUGCGGGUCUCCGGCUACAGGAUCCUGCCUUCAUCCAGUAUGUGGCGCAGGAGGCACUGGGCGCUUACAAGCAGAUGGCCAGGCAUGAGGAUGUGUAACUCAAACUACAAGUCAUCAGUUUUCAUCCAAGUAUUAACCAGGGUAUACUAUAUAUUGUGUUAACGUGUAUUGUAUGCAUUGGGCUUAGUUCAAAAGUAUUGUAAUUUAUUUAUGGGGUGUUGUGACAGGUUCUAAAUAGCUGCAGUUGAAUCUUGUCUUGUGUUAAUGGACUUAAACAUCACUAUGUCUGAAAUGUAAUUAUACCAUCACUGUUUAAAAUAAUCAUUUACUUUUAGCGCGACACUAUUUGCCUAGUUACUUGCAUCAGUAGGCCUAUGUGUGUUCACUUUAAAAUACUAUAAACAUUUAAUUCAAUUAUCAGGAGUGUUUCUAUGCAAUCCUUCUAGUAUUAUAAUGUAGGCUACUACAAAAGUCACAAAUUACCUUUUUUCCUCUCAUGUAGAAAAGGGCUUCCAUGUUUCCGUUCAGUCCCAGUUCAAAUCUCAUCCAUCUAAAAAUGAUAAAAAAAUUUCACAAAUGUCUGAGCAAAAAUCCUGAUUUGCAAAUAACCCACAUACACUUAAAAUCAUUACGUAAAACUUUAUUUUUUACUGUACAAAUUCUUCAGAUUAGUAAUCGUAACCAUUUUCACAACAAUGUCAUUAAAACUCUGCAGCGGAGACCAUCACCUCAUAUCAGAGUACUUUCACUUUUUUGACACAAAGAACAAAAUUCGAUAAAAGAGUUUUGCUCAAACUUGCCUGUAGCCCUUGUAAAACAGGAGGCGAUGAUGGGAAAGAUGUUUAGGGGAUGUCCAGGACAAAAUAAAAAAAGUCCCUAAGACAAAGGGCUCACAUACAGGAAGGACGAAAGCAAGGCCUCUCUCUCUACAUAUGAAAAGCUACACGACAAAGGGGAGAAGAAAUCAACAAAUUAACCCUCCAAAAGAUAUAUCCGUCUGAUUCAUCCCAAGUGCAUUCAAUUCCUUGUCAUGGGUGAAAUGAACCCGUUACAGAAAAUGCAUGACCAAACUCCAA
This is a messenger RNA of Pimephales promelas (fathead minnow), 2484 nucleotides long. The record is from RefSeq and is a predicted model, not a curated record. Lineage: Eukaryota; Metazoa; Chordata; Actinopteri; Cypriniformes; Leuciscidae.